CUGCUGCACACUGUUUCAUUUGAUCGAUUUGUCAGGUCUGAAAUAUUUUUGACAGUUCUAUUUUUUCUGCUUUUCACACAGGCAGGGGCUCGUUCUUACAUUUUUAAGCUCAUGUGCUCUUCUGAACAGACGGUUGUUAAAUACUAUCUUGUCGGAGGGGCAUGGAGGUCCCAGCUGUAGUCACAGUUCGCCUCAUCAGGUCGUUUGAACAAAGAAACUUCAAGCCUGUAGUUUUCCAGCAGGUCAGCCUGGAGCAGACCGUCCAGGACUUCAUGCGCUGUGUGAGAACCGAUAUUGCCACAAGACCAGGACUUCCUCCUCCUUUCAGAAACUAUGGAUAUGACACCAUGAAGAUAAUUCACCAAGCUCAUGGAGCAAAGACAAAUGAGUUGGUAAUGAGUUUAGACGACGAUGAAAAGCUUAUAUUACAAGAUGAUCAAACCCUCAAAGCUGCUGGAGUCGCUAAUGAAACAGAAGUGGGUUUUUUCAGAAAAGAUGAUUAUGUUUAUUACAAAGCAAACCCCAAGUCUUCAUGGUGACCCCAGCAAGUAACGUUACAGCAGGGUUCCUCUGUAAAGGACUGGCAGAACAUCAACAACCAGAACCAUUAUUAUAACGAAAUGUUAUUUAAAAGUUGUUUUAUUUAAUGCAUGUUCCAUGACAUUGUGUCAUUGUUUUCUCUAUUUUGCUGGCCAGCCUUUGAUGAUUGUAACCGUUGAAAGAUUUUAGUUGUGAAUGGUAUUUUUUUUUAGAUAUGUAGAAUAUGUAGAAUAAAAUCUGUUUUUGUGUUACAAUUUAAAGACAGUAGUAUUGUACUCAAUUGUUCUACGACUUUGUAAAUAUCCAAUUUCUAACAAGUUGUAAUAUAUUCAAGUUUGAAUGGAUUUAACUCUCUUAACUGUAAUAAAGGGAAAUACAGUAAA
Messenger RNA from Cyprinodon tularosa, 923 nucleotides. It is a transcript of the gene cunh2orf76, whose product is annotated as chromosome unknown C2orf76 homolog. The coding region runs from base 162 to 539 and encodes 125 amino acids. The record is from RefSeq and is a predicted model, not a curated record. Lineage: Eukaryota; Metazoa; Chordata; Actinopteri; Cyprinodontiformes; Cyprinodontidae. The transcript is spliced from 5 exons.